This is a messenger RNA of Pygocentrus nattereri (red-bellied piranha), 910 nucleotides long. RefSeq names its product prostate stem cell antigen. The transcript is spliced from 4 exons. The record is from RefSeq and is a predicted model, not a curated record. The coding region runs from base 46 to 372 and encodes 108 amino acids. Lineage: Eukaryota; Metazoa; Chordata; Actinopteri; Characiformes; Serrasalmidae.
GCGACAGGACAGGCUGGACACCUCAGGCGCCCAGAUCCACCAACUAUGAAGCUGCUGGUCACUCUGGUGCUCUUCUACAUACUUUUGUCUGAUGCUUUUCAGACGACCGCAGCAAUGAUGUGUCACAGCUGUGUCAAACCAAAGGAAUGUGUAAAGGAAUGUGAUCCUGCUGAAGACCGCUGCUAUACUGCAUCAGUGAUGAGCCUUGGGCUGAGUGGGAAAGGAUGUACAACCAGCCUUGUGUGUAAAGCGGCUGAAGCCACUGGAAAGGUCAAAUGCUGUGAGGGAGAUCUGUGUAACGGCGCUGAGGGGGUUAAGCUGAGUCUCCUCAUCAUGCUGGUUCCUCUGCUCUUCUCCAUCCUCUUCAUCUGAGCUCUCUGCUGCUCCUCUCUCAGUCAUUCAUCUCUUACUGGAAUAACAGAAAUAUUAUUACUGUUAGUAAAAUUGAUGUAAUUUUCCUAUUUUUUCAUUACUUGCUCAGUUGCUCUGUUAAUGUUGGUGAUAAGAAGAAAUGAUGAGACUUCAAAACCAAUCAAAGUCAAUGAGGCCUAGUACCUUUAUUUCUGGUGUGAAACCUAUUUUUUUUAUUAGCUCAGCUGAAGAAAUAAGGAGGUUGCACUCAGUAAGCAGCCUGGCAAUCUUUUCUUCUAUGAUUAAUUCAAAGUCAAAUAGCUUAGACUAAGUGUAUAGCUGAUGUUAUCUAGCUGAAUAAUAAAUAAUUACAGUUCUGAGGCUUGGUACUUUUAUUGCAGCUAUGUUAUGUAAGGACUGAGCAUAAGCAGUUCCUGUUUCUCAGGAGUGUUUGCUGUUUUCUCCACUCAACUUUGCUAGUCUCUUGCUGUUUUUUCCUUAUUUUUAUUUUUUCAUUUUUUCAAUGUUAAUUAGUGGUUGCAUGUUACUGACAAUAAAU